This is a messenger RNA of Ectocarpus sp. CCAP 1310/34, 1748 nucleotides long. NCBI's taxonomy places the organism in Eukaryota, Phaeophyceae, Ectocarpales, Ectocarpaceae. The record is from the annotation of a GenBank genome assembly.
AUGCUGUUCGCCAUCCAGCGGCUCCAUGAGCUCGCGAGGAAGAAGAGUACUGCGGUGUUCGCGUGCUUCGUCGACCUCACCAAGGCAUACGAUUCGGUGGACCGAGACCUACUGUGGGACGUGCUCCGACGCUUCGGCGUGCCCCCGAAGAUGCUGGCGGUUAUUCGCCAAAUCCACGAGGACAUGAGGGCGCGCGUCCGAACGGACGACGGGCAGUACUCGGAAUGGUUCGACGUGGGCCAAGGCCUCCGACAGGGAUGCAACCUGGCCCCGCUGCUGUUCAACUUGUUCUUUGCCGCGAUGCUCAUGGUCGCCGUGGCCGAGUUCGACAAGGACCCCAAGGUGACGGCGGACAUGGUCAAGAUCGGGACACAAGUGGAGUACACGGGCAAGAAGGGCAGGUCGGCGGGGAAGAAGACGACGGUGGUGACGGACGCGGAGGCCUUGUGGGCCAUGCUCUACGCUGACGACGCGGCCAUCGUCUCGCGCUCGCCGGAGAGUCUCGAGAAGAUGAUGUCGGUCAUCGUGCGCGUGGCCGGCCUGUUCGGACUGAUGAUGGUAUCGGAGCAAAAGACGGAUAUCAUGUGCAUGCUGCCGAAAGGGAUCGAGGAACGCCCGUUCACGGUCAGCACCGCCGGCCAGACGUACAAGCAGACAGAUCGGUUUGUGUACCUCGGACGUACCAUCUCCGCGGACGGGAAGGCCGACCGGGAGAUCACGAGCCGCAGCUGCCGAGCGUGGAAGUGCUACCGCCGGAACAGCAGUGCUUCGAUGUACGACAGAGGCGACGGGCCAACCGCCAGCUCAAUCAAGAUCCGGCUACUCCAGGCUGAAGUGGUGGAGGAGACUCUCCAGGAGACCUGUAUGGGUGCGCCUCGUGGAGCCUAACAGCGGAGCACUACACGAAGCUCAAUGGGACCCACCGCCAGUUCCUCACACGGUGCAUCGGCUGGAGCAAGCGGAAACACUCAGACCGCCCCCUGUCCUAUGCCCAGGCCCUCAUCCAGGCAGGCUGCGAGGAAACUAUCGAGGCCACCGUGCGCAAACAAACGGAGACUGUGUUUCGCGGGCUUUGUUAUGCGCAUGGAGGACAGCCGCCUCCCCAAGCGCAUGCUGUUAGGAGCGAUGGCGGGGGGCGUGGGAUACCGGGGCGGGCAGGAGAGCGACUGGGUGUCUCGUCUAGGAGAGGACCUCGUGGCAUUCAACAAGAGAGACGAAAAGGAAGGGGGUAAUGGAAAUAGAGCGCCACGGAUCCGGAGGUACGGUACAACAAGGUCGAGGACGGGGCGGCAUGGUUCAUGAGGAAAUGGCGCAGGCAGGAGGCGGAAGCGUCCGCGAAGCGCCAGCGCGCGAGGGAAACAGAAGCAGGGAGUGCGGCCAUCUCAGGACCGGNACACUCAGACCGCCCCCUGUCCUAUGCCCAGGCCCUCAUCCAGGCAGGCUGCGAGGAAACUAUCGAGGCCACCGUGCGCAAACAAACGGAGACUGUGUUUCGCGGGCUUUGUUAUGCGCAUGGAGGACAGCCGCCUCCCCAAGCGCAUGCUGUUAGGAGCGAUGGCGGGGGGCGUGGGAUACCGGGGCGGGCAGGAGAGCGACUGGGUGUCUCGUCUAGGAGAGGACCUCGUGGCAUUCAACAAGAGAGACGAAAAGGAAGGGGGUAAUGGAAAUAGAGCGCCACGGAUCCGGAGGUACGGUACAACAAGGUCGAGGACGGGGCGGCAUGGUUCAUGAGGAAAUGGCGCAGGCAG